AUGCAUUUAGCCGUUCUGUACUUUGAAGGUGCUUUCGACUCUCCUCAUCGAGGUCGUCGUCUCAAAGCGCUCCAUGCCGAUGGAAUACCAGGAAUGCUCGUUAGCCUGCUUGAUAACAUGAAUCAACGAACAAGUGCUAUAGUUCGACUAUUAGCCGGAUGCGAGACGUUAGGUUCCGCAGGAUAUGGAAUAACGAAGAAUGGAUUGAAUCUGUGCAAGCGCUGGCAGAAGAUCGAGGAGGUUGGAGGAAAGCAGAGCUAUGUUCAAGGACGGCACACCUCAGCGGAGAUGCGGGUAAUCUCGUCAGGCGAUGACAUCAGCCCGCCGAUUAAAUUACUGAUUACCACUUGGCCGGAGCUUGCAUCGAAGUCGAAGGAGGAAUUCUGCGAAUGGCUCGCUGAUCAUGAAUUGCUGAUGUAG
Necator americanus (New World hookworm) is the source of this 420-nucleotide messenger RNA. RefSeq lists its product as uncharacterized. The transcript has 3 exons. The coding region runs from base 1 to 420 and encodes 139 amino acids. NCBI's taxonomy places the organism in Eukaryota, Metazoa, Nematoda, Chromadorea, Rhabditida, Ancylostomatidae. The record is from RefSeq and is a predicted model, not a curated record.